Molecule: messenger RNA, 3626 nt
Organism: Ruditapes philippinarum (Manila clam)
Lineage: Eukaryota; Metazoa; Mollusca; Bivalvia; Venerida; Veneridae
Product: PGAP2-interacting protein-like
Exons: 15
Coding region: 40-2178 (712 amino acids)
Biological process (GO): GPI anchor biosynthetic process
Cellular component (GO): endoplasmic reticulum
Molecular function (GO): catalytic activity
Source: RefSeq, a predicted model, not a curated record
AAAAUGAUUAUUAUCUCCCUUUAAUCGAAAUACAGAGAAAUGGGUACGAAACAAACGUCGAAGCCGGAAAAGCAAAGCAAGGUUGUUUCAAGUCCUGAUUGUAUCAGUAUGAGACACACUAUAAGAGAAGGAAUAAACGGUUACGUAUUCUGGUGUUUGUUCCAGGGAUUAGCCCCAAUGAUUUGGUUCUAUCCUUUAAAUGACUUAGAAAUCUCAGGAUAUGAAGCUUUUGCAGCGCUUUGGUUUACACAAAUUCUAGCAGGAAUACCUUUGGUAAGGAUUUUUAUACACAAGUGGUAUGUGCUGGGAUGUUUACGUGGUCUUUGUGUUUGUGCACUGUUGUCAUUUCAAGCACCUACCACCCUAUCAAGACUUGUUACUCUGGCAGCUGGUAAUGGUGUAGCAACUCUAACACUUACAGCCACACUGUGGAGUCCAAGUAAGAGAAUCAGGGCAUCAACAUGCUGGGGCUUACUGCUUGGUUUUAUUGGGUUUGUUGUAAGUCGUGUCUGGUUUACAACAUUUGUACCAGCUUGGUGGUCAGACAUGUCCAACACUGUGGUCGUUACCAUUGGAGCUAUAGCGGUAAUUGACCAAUUCCUCUCAGGUUAUGAUAAGAUAGAUGAAGGUGAACGCCAUGUAGACAAGAAGUUACAAUACCCUAACUCACUGGCCACUGGUCUGGGGUUUGGUAGUCUAUUAUUUUUGAUAAAUUGGGUAUUUGGAGAGGUGUCACUUAUAACAAGGUGGACUGUCCGUGCAUACCCUGAUAAUGGACCUGAGCCCUAUCCAUGGGGAGCUUGUAUAUUGGUUGCGUUAUGUUUUGGAGCGUAUAUGUCUGCAUGUAGACAUGUAGCAAUAAGUAAAAUCUGGUGGUUUAUCGGGCUAGUCUCAUUCUGUGCACUCUAUUAUCUUCCUACAUGGCUGGGAUUUACAGGUGGACUGAUUCUAGGAGUAUAUGCACUGUCAAUAUGGCCGGAGAUGUGUGACAGAGUGUCUAGAUGUCCACCAGCUAGAACAUUGUUCCUAGCUAUAUUAGUGUUCAUGAUACAGAACUUCUUCCUCGUAUGGACAGUAGCGUAUAACUUUGUACCACUAGGGGAAUAUACCAGGGAACGUACAUAUAUUCUGAUUGCUAUCAACAUGCUGUGUAUACUUGCUGGUCUAUUUGUUGGUGGUUCAACAAAAGAUGAUGGCUACACUGCAUUUGUCAAUUUACAUAAAAAGAAAACACCUCCAUCUAGCUUUAAUAAAGGGUUGAUUUUACUACUGUGUGUGGGUCUACUAGGAUUUGGAUAUAGAUAUAACCCACAGAGGUUUGAUCAUCCUGUCAAGAAGUCACCUAAACAGAUCACCACAGCUAUAUGGACAUACCAUUUUGGUUAUGAUAAUAAAGGUUGGCCUAGUCUAGAGAGAACAGCUUCAUUGCUGGAUGAUACUGGUGCAGAUGUUAUUACAAUGUUAGAGAGUGAUGCAUCCAAACCGUUUCUAGGCAACAAUGAUCUUGGUCAAUGGCUUAGUGAAAAAUUAGGUUUCUAUGUUGACUUUGGACCAUCCACCAAGGAUCAUACAUGGGGAAACUUGAUUCUGUCUAAGUAUCCGUUUGUGAAAUCAACUUAUCACCUUCUGCCUUCUCCCCAUGGUGAGUUAGCCCCUGCUGUAACAGCUACAGUGAACGUUUCUGGUAGUCUGGUAGAUUUUGUGGUCACACACAUGGGUAAUGAUAGGGAUAAACUUGACAGAAAACUACAGGCUGAGUUCCUAGCACGCGAGACCAAGAAUAGUGAGAACUCUGUAGUGUUUAUGGGAUAUGUAACAUCGAAGCCUGGUAGUAAGGAAUAUGUAGAACUACUCAAUGAAGGAAACUUGAAGGAUAUCGAUGAUACUGAUAGAAAACGAUUCUGUGAAUAUAUCAUGUACAGAGGGUUAAAAAGACAAGGGUAUGCAAGAAUAACUCAUGGUGGAUUGAGUGACACAGAGUUACAGAUGGCCAGAUUUGAGAUUCCUGAUGACAUCAAUGAUUUCAAGGACAACAGUAAAGUAACUUAUGAUACAGGAGAACAUAUCAUUCCAGAUAAUGUUAAAUUUAAUGACAAGUUUGGAACACUACACCAUGGACACGGCUAUUUCUCAGGUCACAGAUUUCAUAUGAGUACACCAAAAUAUUUCCUUCCUUGAUGAGGCAGCUGAAUGAUACAUUAUGAUAAAGUAAAACUGUUUUCACUGCCAUACUGUUUAUCAAAGUUAGUGUCAUACUUGACAAAGUAACUUAGACUUUGAAAUGGUAUAUCAUUUAUAUAUAUCUUAUAUUACUAGGUUGAUAGUAUAAAAAAUAGAGACAUCUGGUCAUUAAACUAUAUAAUAUAAUAAUUAAUCUAUUUACUUUUGAAUUUAGCAUGCUCAAAGAAACUAUACAUGUAUUUAUAAAUACAUAAUGUACUGCAUUUAGGAUUGUAGUACAUGACUUAACAUUUUAUGGCAAUAUGUCAAAAUAAUGUACUUAAAUUGUACUUAAAUGUGCUGCAUAUGUCAUUGUUAAUUACUUCUUUAUUUAAUUAACAUAAUAUAUCUUUAUUUAAUUAACAUAGUAUAUAAAUAAAAUCACUGUAUCCUGUCUUGCAAGACUAUACAAUUCAAUGUGUACUCUACCUAUGAUUACAAACAGGUGUUACUUCCGACUGCUGUACCUUUCUUGGAGGACUAUAUAUUUUCACUUGAACCUUUCUUGCAAUUACAGAAAGUAGACUUGUUUAUAUACUGUCAUUAAAUAGAUAAUGUCAUGUUUGGAUUCAAGCAACUGUAUAGUCUGAGAAUGAUCUCCUAGUUUUGUGUAGAAAUUUUUAUGAAAAUCAAAAUACAUGUAGUGUUAUAUUUUAUAAUAAUUUAUAUUUUACGUUAAUUCACGUUACUUGCAAGUUAGUAUCUCUAUAACUAUUUUAAAGGAAAUGGAAUGAAACAUCACAUAGUUAUGCGAGAGCAUAAUAUGAGGUCAAGGUACAAGGUCCAUAGCUCUAACCUAGAUUUUGACAAAAUUAUGGCUCUUUUUGAUCUUAGAAAAAUCCAACAUUAUCCAGGCUUAAACACUAUCAAGCACUGAGGUUUGUUAAGUGCUACCAUAGCUUUUGUUGAACCUAAAAUUUAAUAUAUUUAUACAAUAACAUUGAUCAUACUCACCCUUGCCAUACUCAGUAUUAUAAAUGGACUUGUCCAUAUAUCAAUCUGGACAGAACCAUUUAUCCCUCAUAGGGAAAAUUUUAAAAUAUUUUUUAACUGAAUGGUGAAAAAAGUGCAGACCAUGAGUAAAUGGCAUGCAUUUGCUGGCUUAUCUUGGUUUACACUGGUAGUAUAAGAUUAUGUUGCAGCCAGCUGGUAAAAAAAUAAAUUUAAUGAAUAUCUAGUCCAGUCUUGUACUAAUAAUAAUGAUAUGCAUUGGUAGCGUUUGAUUUGGAUUUUUUUUAUUUUACAUUCAAAUAUUUCACAAGUUUUUGGAACACUUUUUAAAAUAUAAAAGUAUAUUUCAUUUAUCUUUGUAUUGGUGUGUAUAUUUAUUCUAUGCCAUCUUAAGGUAUUGGAAAGUUGAAUAUUAUAAACAGUGUUGGUUGAGAUGGAGGUGUAAUUACAAUUUU